Miniopterus natalensis is the source of this 708-nucleotide messenger RNA. The record is from RefSeq and is a predicted model, not a curated record. Lineage: Eukaryota; Metazoa; Chordata; Mammalia; Chiroptera; Miniopteridae.
AUGGGUUACAUGGAUGGAGAACUUGCAAAAAAAUCAGAUCCCAGAGCCUCGAUUCUAAAAAGUGGAGGCACCACAAAGUCUAUGGGUAGCCAAGAAGAAAACAAGGAAGCCCUAAAGAAGGAAAUCACAUUCACAGAUUCUGAUGAGUCCUCGCUGCACAAAACAGAGUCAGAGAGCAAAGCAAAAGACACUGAUCUGGAGAGCGGGAAGAUAGAUAUGGAGGCCAAGGAGAGUGUCAUGGAAAUGCCAGAAACACAGGAAGCCCAAGAAAAGGAGAGUGAGGCCAGCGUACAAAGAGGGAAAGUAAAGAAGACUGGGGCCAAAACCCCCAAAAACACAAAACCUAAAGGAAAGAAGGGUGAGGCUGAGGCACCACAAGGACAAGAAUCUGAAGAAAAAGAGAGUGAGGCCAAAACCCCAAAAGGACCAAAAUCUAAAGGAAAGAAGGGUGAGGCUGGGGCACCACCAGGACAAGAACCUGAAGGAAAAGAGAGUGAGGCCAAAACCCCAAAAGGACCAAAAUCUAAAGGAAAGAAGGGUGAGGCUGGGGCACCACAAGGGCAAGAAUCUGAAGGAAAAGAGAGUGAGGCCAAAACCCCAAAAGGACCAAAAUCUAAAGGAAAGAAGGGAAAGGGCAAAGCUAAAGGAAAGAAAGAACCACCAGUAAAGGGUAAAAAAGCGGAAGCAAAAAAUGACACAGGCAACUAA